Messenger RNA from Apaloderma vittatum (bar-tailed trogon), 1329 nucleotides. It is a transcript of the gene TMCO6, whose product is annotated as transmembrane and coiled-coil domains 6. The transcript is spliced from 11 exons. NCBI's taxonomy places the organism in Eukaryota, Metazoa, Chordata, Aves, Trogoniformes, Trogonidae. The record is from RefSeq and is a predicted model, not a curated record. Gene Ontology annotation, molecular function: protein binding. Bases 1 to 1329 code for a protein of 442 amino acids.
AUGGGCUCGCAGCUCUCCGGAGGGCCCGGCGGGAGGAGCCGCUGGUCAGCCAGAGGCUCCCGCCGGCAGGUUCUUGAGCUGCUCAGAGGCGUGCAGAAGGGUUCAGACGAUAGGAAAAGAUGGCUCAGCCACCUCCGCUGGGCUCUGCAGAACAAAGAGACUCAGCAGAAGUUUGUCAGGCUGGACGGCAGCAUCCGGACACUCAUCGGACUCUUCACCAGCAGCCUGGCUGACAUACAGAUGGAGGCAGCUCGCUGUCUCCACGAGCUAUCCCACUCCAGUGACCCUGCUGUGGCUGAGGCAUGUCUGCCAGUGACCUCCUAUCUCCUCACCUACCUCUCAGGACACAGCAUUGAGUUCACGGAGCUGUGUUUGUACACGCUGGGGAACCUGGUAGUAGAAAGCCAAGCCAUAAGGAAGCAGCUUCUGCCUCAGGGCAUCAUUCCAGUGCUGGCAUCCUGCAUCCAGUCCCCGCACGAGGCUGUGCUGGAAGGUCUGGGCUACCUCCUCUCACAGCUCCUCCAAGCCAAGGAAGCCCCCACAGAGAUCAUACCCCUGGUUCUGGACUCUGUUCUCCCCCAGCACAUGCUUCGACUGGUUUGCUCUGGCCUCAAGGCUGGGCUGGGAGCAGCCGUGGAAUUUGCGUGGUGUCUCCACUACAUCAUUUGUAGCCACACAGCUGAUGCAGCAUUGCUGACGCUGGGAGCCCUGCCUGCCCUCGUCUCACUCUUGCUUGACCUGGCUUCUGAAAUGCCCCAGGAUGCUCCCGAGGGCCUGGAGCUGCUCGUAUGCCCAGUGCUUCGGUGUCUCGGCAACCUGCUGGCGGAGGAGUCGGGCUGCGAAGCGCAGAUCCAGGACGAGCGCCUGCUCAUCGCCCUCUUCCUAGUCCUAGAGCACUUCUUCCAGCAGCACCCCUUCCUCAUCCAGGAGGGGCUCUGGCUGUUGAACAACCUCACAGCUGAUGAACCCUUCUUCUGCUCUGCUCUGCUCUCCCUGGGCUUGCUCCCAGCCCUGCUGCAGCUCCUGCCCUGUUCUCAGAUGGCCACUGUGUUGGUCCUGACAAUUCUGUGCAAUAUAGCGGAGAAGGGACCAGCCUACUGCCAGCACCUGCACCAGCAGCCCGUCCUGCCCCUGCUGCUGCCCACCCUCUCGCUGCCUGACCCCGAAGUGACUGCUGCUGAUUUUCUCAGGCAAGGUGGGCACGGGGCCCUCGAGCAGCACCAGAGCACCCCACAACUCCAGGAGCGGGCACAAGCUCUGCUGGGCAUGGUCGGACAGCCCCUGGGAGCCUCCAGUUCCUGCCACACCGUGCUGCCUGCCUUCUCCUAG